Molecule: messenger RNA, 4912 nt
Organism: Phyllotreta striolata
Lineage: Eukaryota; Metazoa; Arthropoda; Insecta; Coleoptera; Chrysomelidae
Source: the annotation of a GenBank genome assembly
UAAAGAUUGACAACGCAAAUGGGGAGUAAAAAAGAGGUUUUCCUCAUCGCCAUCACUAUAUUAGAAGGCAGGCAUUACGUCUGGCCCAACAUGGAUUCCGCCGUUAUCAUAAGAAUAGAUAACAUUCAAAAAUCCACGACAGUUAAACGAAACACAGACGCUCCCUAUUACAACGAGUACUUCGUAUUCGAAUUUUUCUCCUCAUUAGAAGACCUAUUGGACAAAACCAUUGCGAUAUCAGUCGUAAUGCCGAGCACGAUCUGGCGGCAUCGGAAAAUUCUCGGGUACAUUUCCUUCGACGUGGCCACAGUAUGGCAGCAAACGAAUCACCAGUUCUACCAUAAAUGGGCCAUAUUGAGUUCGAUGAAGACCGAGGCUUACGUGGGGCCCAGGGGCUAUUUGAAAUUGGAUAUAUCAGUUUUGGCCAAAGGGGAAAUACCGAAGGUCUCGCCCAAUGUUUUUAACGAUGAAAUCGAAGGCAAUUUACUCCUUCCCGAAGGAAAAUUUACAGAAAGGCAAAAGGCUAAGUACAUAUUCGAAAUUUAUUGCUGCAAAAAUUUAGCCAAUAAACCCAUAAAUUUCAUCCAAGAAAACACUGAACUGACCGAAAAAACUAAAUUAUUGGGACCAACUACGUUCGUAGAAAUAACUUUUGCUGGAGUUUCUGUAAGAACUUCGACAAAAAAGAACACUUCAUCUCCCCAAUUCAACGAGAAACUCACAAUAAUCGAUUUGUUCCCGCCGCUCUGCCAAACCAUCAAAAUCGAUGUUUGCUAUGGUGAUACCAUAAGGAAAUUAGUGCAUUCUGAAAAACUGAUCAACCUGAGGCAAAUUUCCAACGACCACGACGAAGGAUUCCUGCCCACUUUAGGCCCCAUCUACCUUCAUUUGAGCACCAAAAACCAUCUAGAAGGAUACGCUGGCACUAUUUUAAUGGCCAUGAACACAGAAGUCAACGAUCUUAUUCUUGCCAGCACUAAGAAAGGAACUCUAGUGGAGAGCAUUCAACCGAUUAACGAGGAUAAAUAUUUCGAUUCGGAGGGAAUAACCCUUCUAACGAUGAUUUACGAAGUGACAGCGCUUAGUAAAAAAUACACCAAGAAACCGGUGACUAUAUUGAUGACAUUUGGAGAUACACUGAUACAAAAGAAAACCUUUGAUGGUAUCGAAACAACUCCUAUAAAUUCGACUGGAGGAUUGCGUGCGGCAAAAUUGGCCAAAAGUUACUAUUUCUUGAAUUUAUUCGACGAAAAACCUUGCUUGUGGAUUUUCAAAACAGUGCCGUAUUUUAAAAAAAGGGUCUACAAUUCGAAUAUCUUGAAUAAAAUAGCGCGAGGAUUGAAAUUGAAAUUGAACGAAAUAGAGGCGCUUUUCGAUGCCGAUAACAGUAAAGAAACUUCUUUAAUUGCAUCGCAAAAAUUACUGGACGUGAUCGAUUUUGUAUUGGCAGCAGGAAAGAAAUAUAUCGACAUUAUCAGUUCUUACAGCGUCGAAUUUAAUACGAAAUUGGACAUUCAAAGAACGAAUUUGUGUAUAAAAGAAAUGACUGAUAUAAUUGAAAAAACCGCCUCGCUCGACGGGAAAUAUUCCAAUAAGAAAACCUUCAGAAAACUUCAAAAAGUCUACAACAGAAUAGACGUUUUAAUAAACGACGUUCAGGACUGCUGGCCUGACAUAAUCCUGUGGUUAGUUCACGGGGUCAAACAAGUAGCCCUUUGCAAAAUUCCUGCGAGGGACGUAAUUUUCUCGCAGGUUGACGAAGAAAGAGGCGACUUUUGCGGCGUACAACAAACACUUUCUUUUCACGAUCAUUAUCCAGAUAAGAAACAUCUAGCGGCCAAAAUGGAAAUGAAGAUGUUCCUAAUUUUGGACCGGCAUAAACCUGCUUGUAAAGCUGAAUUACCGCCUGAAAUUAAUUACGAUAGUAUCGAAACAAUACCCACUUGCUUAACAACAAAAUCGAAACAACGCGUAGAACUGCGAUGCUACAUUUUCCAAGGCAAAAUAAUAGCAGGAUUUGAUAAAACUGGAUUGGCCGAUACGUUUGUAAGGAUUAUUUCGCAGAACCAACUCAAGGACACUCGGGUAAUUACCAAGUGUUUGAAUCCAAUUUGGGAUCAAACUCUCGUUUUCAGCGACGUUGUAAUAGACGAAUUCCAUUUCCCUUCGAUUAUACUGGAAAUUUACGAUAAGGACGAAAUGGUUACCUCUGAAUUCAUCGGUAGAACGAUCGUAAAACCCUAUUUAAAUACCCACAAUAACGAAUACGAGCCUCCAAAAUUGACUUGGAUAAAAGUUCAUUAUAAUGAAGAAGUGUCAGCAGAAGUACUGAGUGCAUUUGAAUACGUUGAACUUACAGAAAACGAGGGUAAAAGCAAACGAAACAGUAAAAUCGUUAGCAUUCCAGUAGAAAUUAAACCGCAAUUGGUUCCUUAUAAAAUGGAAGUGUUAUUUUGGGGCGUCAGAGAGUUGGGAAAAGUGAAUUUCAGCUGUAUCAAAAGACCAAGAAUCUCCAUCUUUUGCGGUGACAAUGUCCUUUAUUCAGAUACUUUGGAAAACGCUCAUAAGAACCCCAAUUUCGAGCAGCAAGUUAAAUCUCUAUCACUGAUUUUACCAGUAGAGAGGGAAUACAUGCCUCCGUUGAGACUCAGAAUGCAAGAUAGUCGCAGAUUCGGAGUGUACACUCACGCGGGCGUCCACAUAACAAAAAUUUCCCCCUUCCUUGUGACACCAACGUUACUCGAAGACAGGCGGAAAUUAUUGAACCACUCCAGCGCACAUUCCCUCGAAACUUGCAAAUCAUCCUCAGCAUCAACAUCGAAGGUAGAAACCCUCCACAUAAACAUGUACCAAGAGGAAAACGGUAUCGAGCAACCAGAAAUUGCCACCAAACGAGUAGGAGGUCUUCUGUAUCGAAUGUGUUCCUGCGUUUGUAGACCGUUAGAAGAGCAGGAAUCGCGAAUCAAAUCUCCCAGCUACUCCAACACCACGUACGAAACCUUUAUCGCAACGCAGGAAUAUGUUGAAGAUUACGAUUGGUGGUCGAAGUUCCACGCGUCCAUACAGGAUACUAAGAAUGUAGAAGAGGAAGCAGUGAAGAAGAUCAGAACGUUGAAGAUAUACGAAAGCGAGUUGGAACAACAACCGGAGUUCAAAGGAUUCGCCGACAUACUGACGGCAUUUCAAAUAAUGAAAGGGAAACGCACAGGUGAUAAUAUGAUAGACAAAGUCAACAUCAGCGGGGUGUUUAAAGGAUCCGUGAGAAUUUACCAGUGGCCGUUGGAAGGCGACUACGUCGGACCGGACGGUUAUCCUUUAGAGGACGGUAUUUACAAUAAUUACCCGGACAACACGCCUCAACGUUUCCUUUUGAGGGUGUACAUCAUCAGAGCUCUGGGACUGAGGCCUAAGGAUCUCAGCGGGCUCUCGGAUCCUUAUCUGGUCCUCAAGUUGAACGACCAAAUAUUGAACGACAAGAGUAAUUAUGUCGCCAAAAACGUGAAUCCAGAUUUUGGAAGGUGCUUCGAAUUCAAAGGCACGUUUCCGCAAGACUACCUGCUGAAAAUCUCCGUUUGGGACAAAGACAUCGGCACCGCCGACGACCUGAUAGGCGCCACCGAAAUCGACCUGGAGAACCGAUUCUACUCCAAGCACAUGGCCUCCUGCGGCAUCUCGGAGGCGUACGAAGAAACGGGCUACAACGCCUGGCGCUGCCCCUACAGGCCCUCCAUGAUACUGGCCGACUUGUGCAAGAGGUACAACCUCGACGAGCCGGCGUACGAAGGGCAUUCCGUCCGCAUCGGCGGCAGGGAGUUCUCGUCAGGUGGCGAAGAGGACGUGGAGGUUCUGGCGCUGGCCGCGCUGCGGCGCUGGAAGGAGAUGCCUGCCGUGGGGUUUCCUCUGGUGCCCGAGCACGUGGAGACGAGGUCGCUGUUUCACCCUACCAAGCCGGGAAUCGAGCAGGGGAAGCUUCAAAUGUGGCUGGAUAUAUUCCCGGCGUCGGAUUUACCGCCACCUCCGAAAGUGAAUGUCAGCAUAAGGAAACCAGAGGCGUACGAGUUGAGGGUCGUUGUUUGGAAUACAGAAGAUAUUGUACUGGACGAAGAUGAUUUUUACAGCGGGGAUAAGAAAAGCGAUAUUUACAUUAAAGGGUGGGUGAUUGAUCCGGCUCAAGCUCAAUACACGGACGUUCAUUACAGGUCCCUAACGGGCGAAGGGAAUUUUAAUUGGCGAUUCGUUUUCCGUUUCGAUUAUUUGCCAACGGAAAAUAAAAUCGUUGUAAGGAAAAAAGAAACGGUUUUUUCGGUGGAGCACACGGAAUGUAAGAUACCCUGCCAAUUGACCUUGCAGGUGUGGGAUAACGACACGUUUUCCAAGGACGAUUUUAUAGGUACUGUAACAUUGGAAUUGGCCAAAUUGCACAGACCUGCCAAAGCAGUCAACAAAUGCACCUUGCACAUCGUCGAAAAAGGAGCUCCUACCAUCAAUCUCUUCAAAAUCAGAAGAACAAAAGGCUGGUGGCCGCUCAGAGGCGUCGAUCGAGUCACGAAAAUGGAAAUAUGCGCGGGAAAAAUCGAAGCGGAAAUGGAUUUGCUGGCGGUCGCGGACGCGGAUAAAGAACCGGCCGGUUUGGGACGGCGCGAACCCCAAGCUCUUCCAGCUCCAAAUCGGCCUGAUACUUCUUUUUCUUGGUUGAAGAACCCGUUCAAAGCGCUCAAGUUUCUCAUGUGCAAAGUGUAUAAAUGGAAAUUGCUAUUUUUCCUUCUCAUUGUGGUAUUAGUUUUAAUGGCGGUGUCGUUUUUCUAUGCGUUACCCAAAACUAUGCUAAAUGCCUUUUUUGCUCAUAUUUAGUAUUAUUUAUGUAUAUUUAUAUAAUGUAAUUAUUUUGCAAUAAAAUAUUCGACUAGCUCAA